Molecule: messenger RNA, 1977 nt
Organism: Fusarium vanettenii 77-13-4
Lineage: Eukaryota; Fungi; Ascomycota; Sordariomycetes; Hypocreales; Nectriaceae
Exons: 7
Coding region: 1-1977 (658 amino acids)
Source: RefSeq, a predicted model, not a curated record
AUGUCUGGAAAGGGAGUCCUUCAAGGUCAGACUUCUCCGAUCCUUGAUCUCGAAGACCUCUACGAGACGACAGUGGAGGAGCUCCAGCACCUCCUCGGUGACCCUGACCACCACCGCUGGUCCCUGGAGGACGAGAUUCGCAUAGACGACUGGUUGGUUCAGCUUUGUGUUUGGGGAAGUGAUUUGGAUGUUGAAUCAGGAGCUCUGCAAAAGCUGCGCGAGAAGGAGGCGGUUAUCGUGAGGGGCGACCUCGAUCGUAUACGAUCCAGCAUCGCCGUGGCUAAAUAUCUAUUUUUUCUGGAGCCCAGAGCUAGAUCGGCGGAGAAUGCAUUGGACCGACUGGGCCUCAACAUCCAGAACUUGUGCGAGCUUUCCAAUUCUUUGCAGAUCGCUAUAGAUCUUGGAGAGCGGAAGGGCCCAGCAUUCAAGGUCAAGGAAUACAUGGACCUAGUCAGUUGGAAGCUAGCUCCUCCCCAACCCAGCGACCUAAAAGACGUUGAUCAGGAAAGCUCUGGGACACACACAUCCCUAGACACUACCAUGCAAGACGCAGAAACUGGGUUCUCUGCAGAUCUGCUAUCCGUCUUGCAUCGAUGUCAAAGACUAAGUGCCAGUGGAGACCCAUUCUGGCCGGACGGGCUCCUCAAACGCAUCAUGACAAGAGAAAGAGUCCUCGAAAGUCUUGAUUCACACGCCCAAGAGUCUAUUGACAUCAUCGUUCUACCAGAGGAGGUGGACCCAAGUCUUUCAGGCCGAGGGUUGAUUAAGAUCUAUGCGCUUCUGAUCUUGCUAGGGAAGAGUGACCAAAUCUUAGUGUUCAUCGAGGAAGGGCUGCUUGAUAAAGACUUGCCACUUCGCUUCGACGAGAGGAGCCUCUUUGACUCCCAGCAGUGGGGGUUUGCUGUCCCAUCCUUACGGCUUGCACCUGAUGGGUCUCCGAAUCAUUACGACUUGGAUAGACGAGCGAUCAUCCCUUGGGCAUAUGAUAGCACAUAUCCUGUUCUGGAAAUUGCCGGGGACAACGAUGGGGAAGUUUCAGAAGUGCAUCGCAUUACCAUUGACCCCGACAGUCAAGGACUGUGGGAGCCGCUGCAGGAGAUGGGCCUAGACGACACGUUCUUCGCCCUCAAAACACUAUCUAUGGAACACGGAGAUAAGGACACGUUUAGUAUGGAACUCGAUCAGUUACGGACGCUGAACGUUACUAGAUAUCAGCACCUCGUUACCCUCCUUGCCUCAAUCAGCUACAACGGGAGUUUUGGAAGGAUUGACACCCAGAGCGACCGCCUCAUGAUCUGGAAGAGAUGCGAUGGCUCAUACGACAACUUGCGGGGCUUGCGGGAGCCAUGGGCACCGUCCACACGCAACGAGGGUACCACGGGGACAUCUGCCCCAACAGAUCCAUUAGCCAAAAUCAAUCUUGGUGAUGUCUCUCCCCGCUAUUGGCGCCUGAGACAUAACUCUCAAGGGGAUACGUCAUCACAAACAUACGACCUCUGGUCCCUCGGAUACGUCUUCUUGGAGUUUGUCGCCUGGUUUCUGGGCGGACGCGAACUUGUUCAUCUACUUGAGAUCCAAUGGAUAUCUCAACCACCUAGUGGCAGUGUUACGCCUCCUAACCGUGAGGCCAUGGAGUGCCUUGAGCAACUGCGCCUCCAUCAAAACCGCAACAGCUUCACUGAAGAGACUCUCUCGAUCAUUGAGAAAAGGAUGUUGUCUGUCGUUUCAACCGACGCAGAUAAAACAUACUGCUCUAACCUUCAGGAGGACUUUCGCAGGCUAUAUCUACAGUGCGGCGGCGACCUUGAUGCAUAUCCCCCACCCAGUGGUCUUGUAUCAAGUCGUCGUGAGCCCCCUCUGGCUUCAGCAGAAUCCAAAACGCCAAAUCAAGCGAAAAUCAAUACCCCAGGGCAAGACGACACGGGAACGUUGGAUGUGGCGAUAGACACAGCGAGCGGGUCGCACAGAAACAGCUAG